Molecule: messenger RNA, 1311 nt
Organism: Thlaspi arvense
Lineage: Eukaryota; Viridiplantae; Streptophyta; Magnoliopsida; Brassicales; Brassicaceae
Source: the annotation of a GenBank genome assembly
AUGGCGCUUCUUCUCGCCAGACGCCACCAAAGGUUCCCAUCGAACCCAUCUCGGAUUCGCUUUUUCUCUAAUUCCUCAUCGGACCCACCUCCCCAAGCCGUGAACGCACCCGUUGACAAACCCUCCCAGCCACCGUCUUCUCCAUCUCCGUCGGACUUCUCGUACUCUUCUCCCUUCACCGACAUCAAGUCCACCCUGAAGCAGAAACUACAGCAGCAGCAGGAGCAAGGGAGAAAGCCAUUCGUCAGAUCCGAUGCCCAAGCUCAGAAUCGCGGGUCGAAUAGGUUCUCCGAUAACCAGUCACGCGGGUCUUUACAUGAUCUGGGAAUUAACCUCGCCAAGUUUCAGCGGAGAUCCGCCGUUCCACCUUCGAGGGAUUCAGGCGGCGUACUGCCGUCACAGUCUCGGCCGCAGAUUUCCUUCGAGGCGCUCUAUAAGCAGAACGCUGCACCAAACUCGGCGGAUCCUAUAAAUCGGAAAGGCCAGGACUUCAAUCCGAGUAACAACAUAAGGGAAAAUUUGGAGUUUCUGAAGGCGCAGUCCAACACUUCAAACAAGAUGGAGAUGGCAGGAGGGUCUUUACGAAAUUUCAAGAGCACUUGGAAGACGAUGUCCAGGGAAAACGUUAGUUCGAAUGUGUUCGAUGGAGGAGAAGCAUUGCCAACGUCCGUGUCCGGAAGGGAAGGUGAGGCAGAGGAAAUGAUGACGGAGUUCCUAAAGAUUUAUAGGGAGGAUGAGUUGGGUGAGAAACUAAGGAGGCUUAGGCCAGAGGGAAAUAAAGAAGAAGGAUGGUUCUCAUUGCAGGAGUUGAAUCAGAGAUUGGUUAAGCUAAGGCAAGUCGAAGAGAAAGAGGUCCAAAAUCAGGGAGGGAACUUUGCGGUACUCAGAAAUGUUAUCGGAACAUUGCAGAAGGGCCCUGAGCAGAAUCUCGACAUUCUAGGCUAUAUUGAUGGAGCCCCUGAAUACAAGCUUCAUCCCCCAAAAGAGGAUCUAGUUGAAAGUUACUUCCACACAGAUAAUCUUUCCUCUGCGGAAAAGAUGAAAAUUGAGCUCACGAAAGUCAGGGAAGAGUUCAAGAUGUCGGAAUCAGAUUGUGGUUCUGCACGCGUGCAAGUGGCGCAACUCACAACUAGAAUCAAGCAUUUGUCCUCUACUCUGAACAAAAAGGACAAGCAUUCGCGGAAGGGACUUGUAGCAAUGGUGCAGAAACGGAAGAAGCUGUUGAAAUAUCUAAGACGAACUGACUGGGAUUCUUACUGCCUUGUUCUGUCAAAACUCAGCCUUCGUGACAACCCGGAUUACAAGUUCUAA